AUGUCCGAUUGUGAGAUCGUCUACGAAUGCAUUCAAGCGCCGGCCAUCACUCCGAGAUUCCAACAAAAAUUUGCGAUCAAAGAAGAGUUGGACGCGUCCGUUCAAUUUAUCGGUGAAGUGAUCCGCACGCCGCGAAACGGCGAACAAAAAGCUAUUCCCAAAGCGGAGAGAUUGCUCGUGGCUCCAACUCCUCCAUUGCCGACCGAAGAAAAAGAAGACAAACGCUUUCAGAUAAUCGGCAUUUUUGUGGCCAUUGCUUUAUUACUCUGUUGCUCAUGGGAAGCGAAUGAAUUGAUCAGUGGAUGGAGGAAUGGACGAGGAAUCGGAUGGAUUACCCAACAAUCAUAUCUCAUUUUGAUCUCGAUCUUUCUCGCUGUGCUGGCCGUGGUCCCGUCGACGAGUCUCCUCACCCCGUGCACCUCUCGCUCCGAAUUCCGCCAAAUGGUUGAGGCAAAAGUCGAGAAAAAGAAGGAAACCGGGAAAGACUCGGAUCGGAAAGGGAUCCUUCGGAGUCUUUCAUUUCAGUUCUCGAAUUUGAGUCGAAAGAUGAGCUUAUCGCCGAAAGAGGAGAAGGACCCGAACCCGUACGAUUCGACUCCGGAAGAUAACUAUGAUGAGGUUGGUUUGGGUCCGCUUCUUGGUGUGCAAUGCUUCGGAAUUCUACAAAAAAAAUACAAAAAGAAGAACCGGUCAGCCACGUGGAAUAAAAGAUUUUUCGUGCUCAAAGAGUGCUUCUUAAUGUAUUAUCCAGCGAGGUUGUUUAAAGAGUUCGAGAAGACGAAAAAGAUCAAUCUUCAUCCAAAGGGAGUGAUUCCAUUGAUUGGCUGCUCGAUUGUUAGCGGAGGAGAGGCCGGUCGUCGCCAUUGUCUUCUCAUCGCUCAUCCACAAUUCCCGUCAGCACUCGUGCUUUGUGCGCACGAGCAAAAAGUCCAGGAUCAAUGGUUGAAAGCGCUCAGAUCGGCUACAAAGAUCUCCUACAAAAACACGAUUGUCGGCGAGUCGAUGAUUCGCGAAUUAGAGAGCAGAGGAAUGUUGCUAAAUGAGGAAAAGAAGGGAUAUGAGGAAAGGCUUAGAGAAGAGGCUGAAGCAAGACAACAAGAACAUGAUAGGGUCAUGGAGUUGGCCAAAGUGAAAGAGGAGCUUGAGGCGGAACGCGAGAAAUUGAUUCGAACCACGAAAAAGCUCAAGGAUGAUUUGCAAAGUGUGAAAAACGAGCUGAAGAUCACGAACGAAACAAAAAGGACAUUGGAAUCCGAGAAGCUAUCGUUGAACUCGAAAACCGAGCAUUUAGUGGCGAGUAUGGAGUCAUUGAACAUCGAAAAGGAGAAGAUUCAAGAGCAAUUGACGUCUAUUUUGCGUGAACGCGAGCAAUUCUUGCUCGAGAAUCAGAAUUUGGCAACAACAACGUGCCAGCUGAAGAAUCGAUUGAUGGAGAUUGAGACAAAGACAUCGUGUAUCACGCAUGAAAAGGACAAAAUUGAGCAAUUAUUGCGUCUAAACGAGCAGAAGACAGCUGAUUUGGAAAAAGAACGGCAAUACUACACAUCGCAGACGAAAGAAUUGAUAUGCACUUUGAAGGAAGUUUCUGAUCAAAAGGAAAUGACUGAGUCGGAGUUGAAAGAUCAAAUGAUGGCGAGGAUUGGCGCCGAGAGACAAUUGCAGGCAGCCGAGAAAGCCCUUGAACACUUGGAGAUGGCGUUGAAGUUAACCGGAGCUCAAAUGACCGAACUACAAGAACAUAUCAUGCCCGAUGUACACAAAUUGAGAGAAUUUUUUGAGGCAUGCGCCGAGGAGGCUCGUCUAGAGGCUAACAAAACGGGCAUCAUGAGGAACGCGAUUUACGCGAGAAAAUCGAUGAGACGACGAUCGACGAGGACGUUGAGGAGCUCGAUGAAGAAGCCGACAUUGAAAGAGAAUGGGGAUAAGAAGGAUCCAAUGACUGACAGUGCCCUGUCACAGCUA
Messenger RNA from Mesorhabditis belari, 1962 nucleotides. NCBI's taxonomy places the organism in Eukaryota, Metazoa, Nematoda, Chromadorea, Rhabditida, Rhabditidae. The record is from the annotation of a GenBank genome assembly.